Chaetomium fimeti is the source of this 3036-nucleotide messenger RNA. RefSeq lists its product as uncharacterized. The coding region runs from base 166 to 2847 and encodes 893 amino acids. The record is from RefSeq and is a predicted model, not a curated record. NCBI's taxonomy places the organism in Eukaryota, Fungi, Ascomycota, Sordariomycetes, Sordariales, Chaetomiaceae. The transcript has 2 exons.
CGACAACAGCCCUUCACGGCCUGACCCUUGAACCGUCUCUAGAUCUGUCCCGCCUUGCGACAGGAAGAAAAUCAAAACAACCAGUUGCUCCGCCCUUACGAAAACCAUCCGUUUGGCAAGUUACAUCGAUUCUUCCAGGAGUAGCCUGGCCAACCAGCGGUCUACAUGCCUAGGUUUUCGGUUGCGUUCGGCAGGCGGAGGUCGACCGCCGACAAUCUAGAAAAUGCCGCGGUAACAGGUCCGUCUUUCCGCGUUCUAGAGCGCACCGACGUGGUUGGAGCCAAGCCUUUCGACGGCGGCGUGAAACUUACGACGACGACCCAUGCACUGCACAAGCCGACCAGGUCCGAUGUGACUGUCGAUGACAAUAUAUUCGCCGACCUCAAGCCAAACCGCGGGAGCGGCUCCUCGAACACGACCAAUACGAAUUUGACGGAUAAUUCGUCGGGUCAUAGUAAUGCCUCGACCACCCCCUCAACCGCCGACACUGGGGGCUCCGAUGAAUGGCGCGGCGCGCAGAGGAAGCUGCCAAAUGACAUUCCAGUGCCUCCAAUUCCAAGACCCUCCUCCGGGUUCCUAAAGGCUGCCGGGCGUACGUUUUCUUUUGGUGGGCAAAAAAAGCACAUGCCCCCGCCGCCCACGAUAGAGGAGUCGCCGCCACCGAGCCCUAUUGCCACGGGGAUGAGAACACCUGCGAAUGGACGGGCAAGAGCGCCCACUGCCUCGACCUCCACCACAGUGACACCUCCUAAGGUUGACGGUGACUUUGAUUUGGACCUGGGCGGGGAUUUUAGCAGGAUGUUACUAGGGAAUGACAAGCGAGCCAGUGUCGCCACCGUAAGAAACGACCAGUACUCGGGACAGAUGCCCGCUCCUCGAUCCCUCACAGCGGCCCGACCGAUUCAACCGACGCCGAUUCAGAUCGACAACACGACCAAAGUCGAUCCUCCCGCCCACUCUUGGAGCAGCCAGCAUUCCGACGACCAGCUGAUUGCCCCGUCUAGCCCUUCUCAAUCACCCCCCGCCAAGAAUGGCGCCCCGCCUCCGGUCCCGCGCCAUACGUCGCCGGUUUUCGAACGACAAAGGCCCGGGACUUCACCAGAAGUAGGGCCAAGGCGGCCCAUGCUUGCGACCCAGAGACGCAGCUCGGAGGACGAUGGCGAGGACGAAGAAGCCAAGCUCUUGAAAGAUUCGCUGUCCACCGUGUCCAUGUUCAUGACCCGUCCAGGCAACUCGACCUCUCCGUCGGUUACUGGAUACCGCAGGGAGGAACACAACCUGGAAGGAGAAGGUGACAGUCUGUUCGACUCCAGCCCCGCGCAUUCCUCUAAGUACGGUAGCCGCUAUUCCGUCCCGCAAGAGCACAAUAACCCGACUGGGACCCACAAAGUCAUGACCCCCGCCGAGUUUGAGCGGUAUCGGAAGGACAAGGAACGCCAAGAUAGGGAGCGGGAGAUAAUGGGUGCACCCGGUAGCAAGGCCGGCGAAGACGAUGAGGAAGACAAUUAUGAAGACGAAGAGGAUGAUGCGGAAAAGGCGAAACAGCAGGCAAAGCAACGACGCAAGCAGGAGGCUCACAUGUCCGUGUAUCGACAACAGAUGAUGAAGGUGACAGGAGAGGCCGCCGGCAGCCUACCGUCCUCCCGACACAGUUUGCAGAUGUCCUUCAGCACUCCGAAUCUGCCAAACGCGGGUCCCGCGGCUAUCGCAACCGAGAAUUCCGACGAAGACGAGGAAAUCCCCUUGGCAAUCCUUGCCGCACAUGGCUUCCCGGCCAAGAACCGCCCGCCCAAUCGCUUGAGCACCAUGGGGUCGAAUCCUAACUUGCGGGCUUCGCAGCAACCGAGCUACCAACGGCCAAUGUCGGUAGUUGGGGAUGUGCAAGGGCCAGGAAACCCGCGUCUCCCCGCAUUUGCUAGGAACCUCCCCAAAGACCCCUUCGUCGGCGCUGGCCUCGUCCGUAACUCGGUUCGAGAGAGCAUGGCCCUCGGGGGUGGCGCUCCCGCCCCAGGGCAGCCGAGCCCGCCAGUCCAUCCUGGUGGCCUCAUCGGUGUGAUUGCGAAUGAGGAGCGAAACCGCGCGAUGAGGAGGGGCAGCCCGCACAUGGAUGGCCCUAGCUCUAUGCCUGGAGCAGGCGGUUUUGACCCCGUCGCCGGCAUCCCUUCCCACAUGAUGUAUCAGCCUAGCCCGCCGGCGCUCACGCCAGGCGACCAAGCACAGAUUCACAUGACUCAACAAAUGCAGCAGUUCAUGCAGAUGCAGAUGCAAUUCAUGCAGAUGGUGGCUGGCCAGAAUGGCAAUCCUCCGGCCAUGGCUGGCGGGCCGUUGACAUCGCCCUCGAUGGGGAACCUCAGCGCCAUGGGUGGUCCUACCACUGGUUUCAUGGCCCCCGAUAUGCGACACUCGUUCAUGGGUAACGACCCGAUGCUUGAUUCGCCCUUCGGCCGGGGCGAGGCGCAAAUGCGCACCAUGAGCAUGGUCCAGCCGAGUUCUGCGUCAUGGAUCCAGCCGACGCAGCCUGCCGGGUUUGCGCCUUCGAUUCGUUUCCAAGGUGGCGGUUAUGCCCCGUCCAUCGCCCCCUCGGAGCGCAGCAACAUCGGCCUUCCGGGUCGGUACCGCCCAGUCUCGCAGGUGCCGGCGGCGGCCACAGUGAGCCAUUUGCGGAAGUCCUCAACCAUGUCUGGUGCAAUCACGCAGCCCAGCAUCUCGGUGACGCGGUCUGGCAGCGCGUCAGAUGACGAUGACGAAGAAGGGUGGGAGGCUAUGAAGGCGAAGCGUGAGAAGAAGAAGUCGCUGUGGAGGGCCAAGAAGUCUGUCGGUGACGAUAUUGGCGCAUUCAUUAACUGAACGAGGUCGGGAUUAGUGAGACGAGUCUUUUAAAUGCUUGGCGAUGGGUAUUAAUUGUCAGGGAUGAAACUUUUUUGGCCUUUGUAUAACGGCACACGUUGAAUACGCCGAGGUAUGGCGCUUGCAUUGUAUACUCUCUCGUUUUACUUACCAGGCAGUGAAAUGGACGGGUUCGAAGGGCGGUAGACG